AGACCAGGGGGCAGUGGCAGGGCAGCGGUCAGUGGGAGCGAGGGGUCACUCUUGGCCGGUGGGUGCUGGAAUGGAUCCUCGGGCACUGGGAAAGCAGUGAGGCAGAGGAGGAGAGGGAGCUGAAGGGCACUGGGAGGCACUGGGGGGUUGGUGGGGACGCCAGGGACACUGGGGACUGACCAGGGCAGGCAGCCACGGCUCGGGUGUGCCAGCAGCAGGGAGAAGGUGCCCGCAGGAGCACAGAGGCACUGCAGGCCAGGCUGUUUUCCCUGUGUUACCCCCCUGCUGUCCCUGUCCCCACACUGUGCCUGGCUCCCCAGGACCCCUGGGGCAUGGGGGUGCUUUGGGGGUGCCCUGAGCCUUGGGGUCCAUCCCAGCUCUCCCUGUCCUUGCCGUGUCCCCAGGUGGGUGACGUGGAGCCGGAGCUGAGCGCUGCUGAUGGCUGGAUCGGGGUGGUGCCCGUGGGCACUGAGGAGCCGGCCGAGGGCCCCCGGGGUGCCAAGGAGGAGUCCUUCACCACCGCCGUUGUCACCAAGAUGAAGCGAGCCCUGGUGCUGGGAGCCUCUGCCCUGCUGAUCCUGGCGCUGAACCAGAACACCAUCCGUGAGCUGGACGUGUCCCAGCUGCUGGCCAAGCCCGUCAUCGUCAUCCAAUCCUCCGACAACGUCACCAGGCUGCUGGGAGCGCUGCUGCGUGGGCUCCGGGCCACGGCCAAGAUCACGUACCAGGCAGUGCUGCUGGAGAACCUGGGAGUCACCCUCACACUCUGGUCCACCUGUGGCCUGUCCCGAGGGGGCCUCUAUGGAGAGUGGCAGGGGGUGAUCUGCCCUGGGGAGAGCAGCUCGCAGGUCCAGUACCUGCAGCAGCUGUGGAACACCAUCCUGCUGAUCGCCCUGCUGCUCUGCACCGGCGUCAUGGUGCAGGCCCAGCGGCAGUCGCGGCAGGAGCUGUCGGAGCGGGAUGCCGAGCUGGACCUGAAGCAGCACAUCCGGCGGCGGCUGCUGGCGCUGAAAACGCGGCGCUACCACCCUGGGAAGCCGCCCCGGAGCCGCGCCUGUGAGAUCGACAGCUGUGCCGUGUGCCUGGACCAGUUCCACAAGAGCCAGUGGCUGCGGGUGCUGCCCUGCUCCCACGAGUUCCACCGGGACUGUGUGGAUCCCUGGCUCCUGCUGCAGCAGACCUGCCCUCUCUGCAAGCGCAACAUCCUGGGGAACUGCUGCACGGACAGCUAGCUGGCCCGAGGACACACUCCAGGGACAGACCCACGGCUGCUGCAGGGACAGGGAGGGGGCAGGGGGUGCCCAGUGAGAGGCACUUGCUGCCACAGCAGGGUUGGUGUGGCUGUGCCCAUCACAGUGCCCAGACUUCGGAGAGGGAAGGACUUUGGGCUCUCCUGCUGGGUGUGAGUAGAGGGGUGGGGGGUCCAGAUGGGCAGUGUUGGGGAGGGAAGAUUUGGGGCACCCAUGGGUGUAAUGGGGUGGGAGCUGGGGCAGGGAGAGCCCUGCUCCUGCUGUGCUCUUGCCCUGCUCACAGCAUUUUUUCUAAGUCUUGGGUUUUUGUCUAUUUGCUGGUGGCCGUGGCAGGGUAGGCAGAGCCUGGCUGCAGUGCCAGCCCCUCUGGGAGGUGGGUGACAGCUCUGCCAGGGCUGGCAGGGCUGUGGGUGACUCACGGCCUCACCGUGGGAGGGCAGGGGUUGGAUGCUUUAUUUAUAAUAAUAACUUAUUAGAAAGGAUGGCACGAGCCAGCUGCAGAGCCAGCACGGUCACUGGGGACACAGCACGGGCCCUGCCUGGGUCCUGCCCCAUGGCUGCAACGUGGCACGUGUCCAUCCCUAUUAAACAUGGAGCAAGGGC
Molecule: messenger RNA, 1853 nt
Organism: Melospiza melodia melodia
Lineage: Eukaryota; Metazoa; Chordata; Aves; Passeriformes; Passerellidae
Gene: RNF215
Product: ring finger protein 215
Exons: 9
Coding region: 333-1232 (299 amino acids)
Biological process (GO): Wnt receptor catabolic process; ubiquitin-dependent protein catabolic process
Cellular component (GO): plasma membrane
Molecular function (GO): frizzled binding; ubiquitin protein ligase activity
Source: RefSeq, a predicted model, not a curated record